Molecule: messenger RNA, 1682 nt
Organism: Fopius arisanus
Lineage: Eukaryota; Metazoa; Arthropoda; Insecta; Hymenoptera; Braconidae
Product: inactive serine/threonine-protein kinase TEX14-like
Exons: 6
Coding region: 330-1682 (450 amino acids)
Biological process (GO): mitotic spindle assembly checkpoint signaling; male meiotic nuclear division; protein phosphorylation
Cellular component (GO): midbody; kinetochore; intercellular bridge
Molecular function (GO): protein kinase activity; ATP binding
Source: RefSeq, a predicted model, not a curated record
UAUAGAGCACUUGUCAAUGAAUAUUCUUCCCCCAUAUUCGAAUACUUCCGCCAAAAUAGAGCACCGACUGUUCGAUUCGAAGAACUCGAUAAUUAUUCGAUGCGAACUAAUCGAAGAUAUUAGACGCCGUACAAACUAUAAGCACCGAAGUUAUUCAAAUAAUUCUCUAAAAAAAAUUUAUAUCCACGUCCAUUAAACAGUGAAAUCUGAUAAACAUUAAUGUUAAAGUAUUUAAUAAUUUUUUGAGUUAGAUAUCUGGUGGGUUAAUUAGUGUUAAAAGUGGGAUGCAGAGAAAGAAAGCGAGUCUAUUUCCUGAGUUGAUGUAGAAAAUGUUGGAAGUGAAGAAACUGGAGAAGUGUGAUUGGAGAAAUGGUGGGGGACAUGGGGAAGGCCGACGAGGAGUAAACGAGCGUAGAGUACGGGCCCAUAGAGCCACCAGGAAAGGUGCCGGUAUCAUUUCGAGUCGAGAAUCAGCAAACAACGCUUGUCCUACCAGUUUCUGUGUAUUUACACUAUUUACAUUGACCAGUUUUAUUUUCAAGACCAACCUAAGUGCCAUAUACCGCAUUGCCAGAUGCAUGAUGGGGAUGAUGGGGGUGUUCAAGUGGUUGAGAAAGGACAUCGUUCAACGUGAUCGACAUCGCCGGAACCUGUCCCCGAAAUUCGAUGGUCUCAAUAACGAUGCGUACAGAAAUGCGAUUCAAGCGUUCAUCGAGAGGCGAAAAAGUCCAAGUGAUUCAAGUUUCCUUGUAGCCACAAACAGUCCGGAUAAAGCUAGGCUUGAUUUGCUUGCCAAGAAGAAUUAUCAGAACAGUAAAAACAAAAACAAUAAUAAAGAAGUUAUGAUGCCUGGUGUGCCAUACGCACCUGGACCGGAUAUUUUUGAGAUUGGCUGGGUGGCAGGCACUGAGGAUCGCUAUCUGGAACUUAUUUCUGCAGAAUGGCAUAACACGAGGGUCUCACUGAGACGACAUAUUCAUCCUGAUUGUAAGAAUGCUGUGAGGGCAGAUCUGGAAGUACUUUCAGAAAUUCGUCACUCGAACGUUUUACUGCUGAUGGGCACAACUCAUACUGAGGAGCACGGUCUAGUAGCGAUAUUCGAGCCGGUAGACUGCACUCUUUUCAACUACAUUCACGAGCAGGGUGAACGAAUUUCGGUGCAGGGUGUUGCCAAAUGUGCAGGAAGUCUGGCAGCAGCCCUGAAACAUGCUCACAUGCGGGGAUACAUCCACAGUGCCAUAAGUUCUCACUGCGUCUUCCUCGCAUCGACGGGAAUGGUUAAACUUGGAGGCUGGGAAUUAGCUACCAAUGUCGCUGGACCAAAGACAUUCCAUGAAUAUGAAGAUCGCCUACGCUCAGAGAUCUUCAAAUGGCAGGCACCUGAACUUCUCAGUGGUCACGAGGCGUCAAUAGCUACUGAUAUUUACAGCCUGACCCUGCUGAUGUGGGAAAUGUGCACGAUGAAUAUCCCUUGGAAUAACUUGAGUAAAGCCGACUUAGAACAAAGAAUUGAACUUCCAGAUAACACGGUCGAGGAUAUCUACAUUGACGAUGAGUUUGGGGAUAAUUUAGCUGUCAAUAUGGUACUUCUAAAUGAGGAUGACCCAGCCGACGACGAAGACUUUCUUCCGGACCUUCUCGAACUCUCCGAUAGGUCUCAUGAGUGCACUGAAUACUUAUAA